CAUUGCGUUUUAAAACCUUACAUAUUCGGAUAGUACACAUUCUUGAUAAAAAUAUAGAUCAUACAUGUUUCUGUUUUGUUAGACAUAUCGUGUGAUUUCGUGGAAAACACUAUAGUAUUAGUAUUAGUUUUAUCAAUAUUAGAAAGUUGAAUAUUUUUAGUCAUAGUACAAAUCAGAUUUUAAAAGAAUAUUUUUAAAGAAACUAUUAUAAUCUGAAUCACUACAACGCAACGUGCAUUUAUUCAGGGUCAUUUUGGUUUGGAUUCAAAAAUCUACAUUGAAAAUGGCAAAGAAAUAAACCUUACUUAUACUACUUACAUCCAUCCACACACGUCUUUCAGAAACUUCUUGGGCGGCAAUAUGAAUAAAUUCAUACCAGUGUUAUUGCUUUGCUACAUAUGUGUAGUAGCGUUCGUUGUAAUCGACGUGAGUGAAGCUAAUGACACAAAGGUGCUCCACAGGAACAGGAGAUACCUAUCCUUCUUAAAUAUGACACGGUUCUAUCUAAAAUUUAACUUCAAAGCGAACAUAAUCCCAUGGAACCAGUUGUUCGCCCAGGCUAUAGGGUUCCGUAUAAACUGGAACGGACCGCCGUCAAAUUUUAGACCAUUCCAUCGAAUAUACCGCAGAGACAUCUACGAUUAUGUUGAAAGGCUGUUAGAUAAGAAUGGGCUGGAAGGGUUCCACUGCGUCCGACGCGCCAUUUGUGAGAUACACAUGAUAUCGGAGCCUGACAUGAUAUACCAUAAACUUCUUAAAAUGGUUUUUAGAAAAAUGUCACCAACAACGGAACGAUGGCACAACGUCACCACGGAUGAAUGCACCACCUCCAUCACUGCCUGCCCCCUGUCCCUACUUCAAGUAUCACCCUACACUGAUAUCAUGUGAUAAAUCUGUUACUAUAGAAUAUGUUGUAUACGUUGUUAAAGCUUUAAAUA
Molecule: messenger RNA, 938 nt
Organism: Spodoptera frugiperda (fall armyworm)
Lineage: Eukaryota; Metazoa; Arthropoda; Insecta; Lepidoptera; Noctuidae
Exons: 5
Coding region: 361-888 (175 amino acids)
Source: RefSeq, a predicted model, not a curated record